This is a messenger RNA of Penicillium brasilianum, 2418 nucleotides long. NCBI's taxonomy places the organism in Eukaryota, Fungi, Ascomycota, Eurotiomycetes, Eurotiales, Aspergillaceae. The record is from the annotation of a GenBank genome assembly.
ACCGCGGAUGCGUCAUGCGCCGUUAUUUUCGUGGGCCCGACUCAACUUAAAUCCCUCUUCCUUUCUUCUCUCUGGUGAGCUGGCUCUUCAUCCCCCCUCGAGGCUCGGCUGCUCUUCCCCGACCGUGAGAGCCCUUGCUGGCUGACAAUGGGCUCCCGAGCACUGCACUGGCCUCGGGCCGCUCAGUCCUCGCUACAACAUGUCGCUCGUACAAAUGAUCCUACCGUGAUGCGCCCGGCGCAAUUGCUGCAUAGCGAUGCGCGGGCCCAACACAUUGCCGAGUUCUCGAAUACUAGCCGGAACUAUGACCGUCUGGGGCGUCGUGCGAAGGAGAAAAUGCUGGAUAAGGAAUUCUUUCUAAGUCUGUUAAGCUCCGCGUCGACUAAACGAGAAGCAAAAUCAUACCUAUCUCGCUUCAAAACCAAUCCUGCAAAUGGAAACCCUAAGCCCACUCCCGAACCUCCAAAGGAGUCUGUACAAGAAGAAUCAUUACCAUCCGGUGUGAACCUCGGCUCGUUUUACGGCGCCUCCAGAGCAGUGUACGACACUCCGGUGUUCCGGCAGAACACCACGGCGGUUCCUCAAGUACCAGAAUCCUGGGAAAGAAUACACUUGGCCUUGAUCAAAGUCACUGCGCCGCAAUCCCUCGAUGAUGAGACUCUCAGCGGUGUGGCAAAGACGUUUUCUCAGCUCGUACGCCUGGGAAUGGCGUGCUGUGUGGUAGUCGACCCGGGCAAUUUGGAAGACCCCGCCACAAUCCGACAAGUUGCCAUUGAGCAGGCCACUCGGAUCGCAAAUGCAGUAGAUGCGCAACCGGACUCAAAAUCAUUCCGUAUCGACUCGGCUCUAUCUAUUUCUGAAGUUGAUCCAGCCCAUCCUACGGUCACGUCUCGGCAAAGGCUACUACGUCCACUCCGGAACGGACAUGUCGUGAUUGUCACGCCAAUUGCCUAUGUGGAUGAAAAUCCCAGGGCUGUGUCGGUAUCGGCGAACGAUGCCGUCAUAGCGCUCACCAAAGAAUUUGCUGGAUUGUCUACUAUCCCUGACCCAGAUGAGGACCCGGCUCUGACUGCGGAAAAGAUCGGUGAGCUACAGAAGGAGGUCUCUCUGGAUCGGGUCAUUCUUCUCCAUCCACUCGGGGGAAUUCCAGCAUUCAGGGGCCCGCAGUCAUCCCAUGUCUUCAUCAACAUGGAGCAAGAGUUUGACGACAUCGAGGAAGAGCUGCUCGAUACACGGCGUGACCUCGUUGGCGAAGCAAAAGUCAAACGCAGCAAAGACGAAGGACCGGCCUCUGCUAUCUUGGAGAGCAACCCCUUCUCCAAGUUUGUGGAACAGGAGGUAUUCUCGCCUCUUCCUGGAAGGACUAUCAGGAUCCCGGGCUCCAAUGCAAUGGGAUACGUUCUUGACGGCCACCUGGAAAAUCUCCGCCUCACGCAACAAGCCCUCACCAUGCUCCCAUCUGCCUCCUCGGGCAUCAUCACGUCUCCACAAGAAGUCGCCAACUCCGCCCGCGCACCCCAAGAUGCACUCUCAGACAUGUCUGCCGUAGGGACGCGCCGCCAGCGCAAUCCCCUGAUCCACAACCUUCUUACUGACAAACCACUCCUGUCAUCUUCUCUCCCUCCCGGCCGUCGGGCAUCGAUUAACGGAUGUGCAAGCGCAAUCAGCGCUCUUCCCCCGCACUCCACCUUUGUCAAGCGCGGCAUGCCCCUCACGAUCCUCCCAGACCCUAGCAUACAGAUGUGGACAGCUUCUGGCCAGUCCCGCCUGCAACUCAACGACCCCUCCAUCGAUCUCCCCCGACUGGUGCAUUUAAUCGAAGACUCCUUUGACCGCAAGCUCGACGUGCCAAACUACCUCGAGCGGGUGAAUGACCGCAUUGCCGGUCUGAUCAUCGCAGGCGAGUACGAAGGUGGUGCAAUCCUAACCUGGGAAGCACCACCAGGCGUAGUCGACGACGGCAGCGAAGCCAGCGCCGCCCGGAUGGUACCGUACCUGGACAAAUUUGCCGUGCUGAAGCGUAGCCAGGGUGCGGGCGGCGUGGCAGACGUGGUCUUCAACGCGAUGGUGCGCACUUGUUUCCCUGAUGGGGUUUGCUGGCGCAGUCGCAAGGAUAACCCCGUGAACAAGUGGUACUUUGAACGAUCGAGUGGGACGUGGAAAUUGUCUGAUAGCAAUUGGACGAUGUUUUGGACAACGCCUGGACUUGUGGAGGAUACUCAGCGAUUCCGGGAUUACGAGGCUGUUUGUCGGAACAUUCAGCCCAGUUGGGCUGAUAAUAAAAGCGUCAUUGAUUGAGCAAGGCGACGAGACUGUAUAUAGAAUGGAUAUCCCCGUGUAUAUAGUUCUGUUAGUGGACAGCACACCCAAAGUGAACAGUAAAAUCCAUCAUCCUCCACGCACCAAACAACAUAUCCA